Molecule: messenger RNA, 1533 nt
Organism: Didymodactylos carnosus
Lineage: Eukaryota; Metazoa; Rotifera; Eurotatoria; Philodinida; Philodinidae
Source: the annotation of a GenBank genome assembly
CCAGCCACAGCCGCUCGUCCAGUAAUCGUCGAGAUCUGUCGUCGGCAGGGAACGACCACGUGUAACGCUAAUCAGGUCAUAUGCAUUUCGGAUGCCUGCACCACGCACACACCAGAACGUCACGAAAAUGCACUGCGUGCAUUUGGUGGUUACUGCCGUAUUAUGACCACCGAUGAAUUUAUCAAAGAACUACAGGGUAAGCCUACCGUUUACUUUUCAACAGUGCUUUCGACAAAAUCCGAAUUACUUUCGAGCGUUACACGUGGUCGUUCCCUGCCGACGACAGAUCUCGACGAUUACUGGACGAGCGGCUGUGGCUGGGUACCUGCCAAUAGUGCACUGACACCGCAGGAUGUAAUCGCCAACCCCAACCCAUGGGGUGCUCACGGUGAUUUGCGCCUGCUGCCAGACCGUAGCAGCCGAGUACAGGUCACCAACGGUCCGGACCCUUCUGCACCAGCAUUGGAUUUCAUCCACUGCGAUCUGAUCGAAACCCAUGGGGCACCCUGGGACUGCUGUCCACGCACGCUUCUGCGGAACGAAAUCGAACGUUAUCGUAACUCGUUAGGCUUGCAAAUCACCGCCGCGUUUGAACACGAAUUCGUUCUGAGCGGACGGGAAAGUCUCAGCUGUCAACCAGCAUUUUCACUCAGAGCCCAGCGUCAGGCUGCCGAUUUUGCUGGUUGGCUCAUGGUUGCUCUUAAAGCUGCGGGCGUCGAGCCAGAAAUGUUCCUACCUGAAUUUGGACAGAGCCAGUACGAAGUCACGUGUCGGCCAACUCAGGGCAUCGCUGCUGCCGACCGCGCCGUUAAUGUACGCGAGAUCACACGCGAAAUCGCCCGCCAGAUAGGUUUGCAUGCCAGCUUUUCACCAAUGCCAGCAGUGAAUGCAGUUAGCAAUGGUGUCCAUUUGCAUCUGAGUAUACAAGAUCUCGACGGGCGACCAUUGCUGUACCACGAUGGCCAUCGCUAUGACCUAUCCACUCUGGGCGAAAGCUGGGCGGCCGGCGUGCUGCGCCACUUACCGGCUCUCUGCGCGCUCACUGCACCAACGCCAGUGUCCUACCUGCGCCUCAAGCCGCACCACUGGAGUGCAGCCUAUGCCUGCCUUGGUUUACGCAAUCGCGAAGCGUCACUGCGCAUCUGUCCCACGGUGGCUCUCGGCGACAAAUCCGUGGCUGACCAGUAUAACUUGGAGUUUCGUCCCCUAGAUGCCACCGCCAGCCCGCAUCUGAGUAUGGCCGCCAUACUCAUCGCAGGACGCCUCGGCAUCGAGCAGGGAUUAACCCUGGAAGCGGUGACCGAUAUCGACCCACAUGAAUUGAGCGACGUCGAACGGAAAACCCGUAACAUUAACGCAUUACCAUCGGACCUCAGCUGCGCACUAGAAAUGCUUUCGAAUGAUGACGUGCUGCUACAGACGUUGCCUAAGCCGCUAACAGAAACCUAUUUCGCUUUGAAACGCGAAGAACUGAAAAUUAUCGGCGGACUCGACGAUGCUAGCCUCUGCGAACGUUAUGCACGUCUCUACUGA